AUGCCAAGUCCUAGGAGCACACUACUACACUUGCUCGAGGAGUUCAAGAACAUUAGAGAGCUUAAGAAAAUUCAUACCCAAAUCAUAAAGUCUCCAUUUUUAUCCACAGAUGACCAAGCUUUCCUCAUUACCCGUCUCCUAUUCUUCUCCGCCAUUUCUGAUUCUGAUUCGGGUUCUCACAGAUACGCUGCUCAUGUCUUUCGGGCCAUAAAGGAUCCGAAUCUCUACGUCUAUAACGUCAUGAUCAGAUCAUAUGCGUGUACAAAAAUCAGUAGUGAGGAUGAAACUCUUUCUUCGUUUGGGUCCUUAUUGCUGUAUAAGCAAAUGCUCUGCGAUGGCAUUUCCCCUAAUUGUCUCACUUUUCCGUUCCUUGUAAAAGAAUGCACGAGUAGGCUUGAUGGCGGCACAGGCCGGAGUUUCCAUGCACAAGUCGUUAAGUAUGGGCUCGACAAUGAUGUUUUUAUUCAAAAUUCGUUGAUUGGUAUGUACUCUGCAUGUGGGUUUCUGAAUAGUGCACGUACAUUGUUUGAUGAAAUGUUGGAAAGGGAUGUUGUUUCAUGGAACUCGAUGAUUAAGGCAACGAAUCUGUUUGGGAAGAUGAACAAGAGAAACAUUAUUACUUGGAAUUCCAUGAUUACUGGGUUUUUAUCAAGGUGGUCAGCCAUGGAACUUUUCCAUGAAAUGCAGAUCACCAGUGGUGAUAUGGUUAGGCCGAAUAAGAUCACAAUUGCCAGUGUCCUUGUCGCUUUGUGCUCAUCUGGGUGCAUGGGUAUCUGA
Messenger RNA from Prunus mume (Japanese apricot), 777 nucleotides. The record is from RefSeq and is a predicted model, not a curated record. NCBI's taxonomy places the organism in Eukaryota, Viridiplantae, Streptophyta, Magnoliopsida, Rosales, Rosaceae.